UGCACCGAUGACGUCACCAACAGGAAGAGCAGGUGAGUCGCUGACAGGUUAAAUCAGUGACGCAGCGGUUGAGCUGGUGAGCGCGACCAGAUCUUUCCUUUAACUGUGUGAACCUGAACUGGGACCGGACCGGUUCUCUGACUGAUGCCGUUGGAGGUGUGGGGAGGGGGUCAGAGCGGAGAGUGAUGGAGGAAGCUCGGCACAUUGUGGAGGAGGUGUUGGCUCUUUGUCUCCAGAGGAUCACCAUGGAGGAAACCACCAUGAGCACUGAACGCGAAUUCAUGCAGGUGGUGAAAAGCUUUGAGUCGGUGAGGAAGCGAUGGCUUCACGCCGAGCUGGAGCUGAAGAAAUACAAGGAGCUGCUGGUGAAGUCGGACGUGGCCAAAGCUGCUCUGGAAGUCAAGCUGAAACACGCUCGAAACCAGCUGGAUGUGGAGAUGAGGAAACGCUACAAGAUGGAGGGAGACUACCACUACCUGCAGAGGCAGAUGCAGCUCAUGUGUGACAUCCUGGUCCACGACAGUAAAUCCAGCGCCUGUUUGAACGCAGAGCAGAAGUCUCUCUUGGCCACGUUUGAACACAAAGGAGGCAACACGACUCUGCACCGAAGCAGCAAACGGUUGUGUGUGAUUGACGAGUCGUCUUUCCUGUCCCACUCUGAUAUCAGCUAUGACCGGACCGAUGAUGAUGUGGAUCUGGACACAACUUCCAUUAAACCCCUGAGAUCUCGAGCCAGAGAGAGAAGGCGGUCGUCCAUGGGUCUGCCAGUCGGCGCUCUUGUUGGGAAGCGGGGGAGAAGUGGGAAUAUGUCUGCAGAGCUGCUGGAGAGGAAACCUUUAGAGGAGGUCAACACGUUGGUGAAGGAACUGCUGAUGACUCCUGAGACUGGAGGUCAGAUCGACAUGGUGACCCCCGAAAACCCAGCCUGUACCCUGAUCCAGGAGUGUGCUGGUUCAGUUGAAGGAGACCAAACCUCCGUCUGGUUUCCCUGUGAUGAGACGGCGCUGGAGCCUGAAACUGAAGCAAAGAUGGAGGAGCAUGCUGCCAUCAGAGUUUCUUCCACCUGCAGAGCGGAGAGAACCAGCGCACAUGUUUUCCUUUCUAAAACUGUGAUCCGGCCGGAGAUGUGCCUGCCGUGCGGGAAGAGGAUGCGUUUUGGGAAGAUGGCGGUGAAAUGCAGAAACUGCCGUGCAGUCGCUCAUCCAGAGUGCAAACUGAAAAUCAGUGACCGCUGCUUUUCCACAGCCACGACAGGAAGUUCAGCUCAACAGAACUCGUUGGAGGAUUUUGCACCAGUGAUCAACCCCAGAGUGCCUCCUCUGAUCGUGGAGUGUGUGACUGAGAUAGAGAGGAGGGGCCUGGAGGAGAGAGGACUGUACAGAGUUCCUGGAGGGGAGCGUCUGGUGAAGGAGCUCAGAGAUCGAUUCCUCCAGGGGAAAACUCCUCUCAUGCUCAGUAAGGUUCAUGACGUGCACGUGCUGUGUGGUCUGCUGAAAGACUUUCUGAGGAAACUGAAGGAGCCUCUCAUCCCCUUCAGACUGCACAAGACCUUCAUGGAGGCUUCAGAGCUGGCUGAUGAAGACAACAGCACUGCCAUUAUGUAUCAGGCCAUUGCAGAGCUGCCAAAGGUCAACAGAGACACGCUGGCGUUUCUCAUGCUUCACCUGCAGAAGGUGAUGAGGAGUCCUCAGUGUCAAAUGGACAAGAAUAAUUUGUCCCGGGUGUUUGGACCAACUAUAGUGGGACAUGGGAUGUCUGAGCCGACUCCAACAACCAUCAUGAGAGACACAAACACUCAGCCAAAGGUUAUUUGCCGCAUGUUGUCACUCCCUGACGCCUACUGGAGACGCGUCCUCACCAUCCAGACAGAUAAGAUCUCGUCCUCCACCACUAAAACCCACAACCUGAAUGAUGGGCCAGGUCGUUUGUUCGAGCCCUUGACUUCUCCAGAGUUAAACAGCUACUACAAAACUCCCAGCAGAGGAACUCUGAGAGGCAGAAUUAGGAACCUGGGCAACGCUCUCACCAGCACAGGUCGAGCAGAACCAGGGUGGAGGUUCUUUACUUCACCCAACUGAUCCACUGACUUGAACCACAUCCAGACCCUGAUCCUGUACACAGCAGUUCCAGACAUCUGGACAGAAGAACCAAUCACAGGACAGCUGUCUCCGGCUGCCGGCUGUUCUAACCAAUGG
This is a messenger RNA of Anoplopoma fimbria (sablefish), 2195 nucleotides long. RefSeq names its product rac GTPase-activating protein 1. The transcript is spliced from 18 exons. Gene Ontology annotation, biological process: signal transduction. The record is from RefSeq and is a predicted model, not a curated record. NCBI's taxonomy places the organism in Eukaryota, Metazoa, Chordata, Actinopteri, Perciformes, Anoplopomatidae. The coding region runs from base 186 to 2078 and encodes 630 amino acids.